AUGUGCCGAUUAUUAUUAUACAAAGGCAAACAACCCAUUUUACUAGCUCAUCUUCUUACGAAUCCUGCACAUUCCAUAAUCAACCAAUCAUUUGACUCACGAUUACGUAUUGAUCAUCGACGACCUCUCAAUGGGGAUGGAUUUGGCGUUGGAUGGUAUGACAGUGAGGAUCAAGAUAAUACCCAUAUCCCAGGCAUUUUCACGUCCGUGACACCUGCAUGGAGCAAUACCAAUCUUGUCCGUCUCGCAGAAAAGAUCAAGAGCCCGUUACUGUUUGCCCAUGUGCGUGCAAGCACCUCGGGUGCUGUCACUGAAGCCAAUUGCCAUCCUUGGAAUUAUGGACGGAUCAUGUUUAUGCAUAAUGGAGGCAUUGCACAAUUUGAAAAGAUUAAACGGAAACUCCAGAACGCAUUGCCUGAAGAAUUGUUUUUGUUCGUUCAAGGCAGUACUGACUCGGAGUGGGCGUUUGCCUUGUUCCUAAGCUUUCUGGCCAAUCCCAAAGCAGAUACUUUUGAUCAUCAAGAACUCAAGGAAGCCAUGCUAAAGACCAUUGCACAGCUGAACGCGUGGGCGGAAGAAGCAGGAAUCACCGAGCCGUCGCUGUUGAACUUUGCAGUGACGGAUGGAGCGUCGGUGGUCUGUGUACGGUACAUUAGCAGCAAGACCGAAGAGGCGGCGUCGUUGUAUUUCUCGUCAGGCACGCGCUUUGAAUGUUAUCGACCGGGACACUAUCGGAUGGUCAAAGCGGAUCGACGGGAAGAUAUGGUGGUUGUUGCCAGUGAACCCUUGACGUUUGAAGAAGCAGAUUGGUUGACGAUCCCCACAAACACAGUGAUGGUGAUCACUCCAAAGCUCAACGUGCUCCAACAACCGAUCAAGGACAUGUUUUAUGCCGAAGAACGUGGGUUGGAGGUCAAAGUGGGGGGUACUACUACCACCACAAGUACGAGUCAAAACGAUGCUAUUGCCAGAAUACCAGAACCACACGCCCAAAUGAUGGCCCAUCCUAUGAGUCAAUUGGCAGCAUGCUCUUCAAUCUCUUAA
Molecule: messenger RNA, 1044 nt
Organism: Zychaea mexicana
Lineage: Eukaryota; Fungi; Mucoromycota; Mucoromycetes; Mucorales; Lichtheimiaceae
Product: nucleophile aminohydrolase
Exons: 7
Coding region: 1-1044 (347 amino acids)
Source: RefSeq, a predicted model, not a curated record